UUUGAUCGAAAUUAUAUUCCAAAUAGAAAAAACAAAACAACUAAAAAUAUACAAGCAAAUAUUUUGGUCAAAAACAAAACUAUUAACCAUUUAAAUCCAGUGUAGAAAAAAAAUUUAAAUAAAUAUAAAAUAAAGAAUAAUAUGACAUCUCUGGAAGCUAAAAGAACCCAAUUUCGAAAAUACUUGGAGAGAAGUGGUGUGGUUGAUGCACUAAGCAAGUCCCUAAUAAAACUCUACGAAGAACAAAAUAAACCAAACGAUGCCAUCCGAUUUGUCCGCAAAUACAUGUGUGAGUCGUGUCCAGAUGAUGCUAUGUAUGACGCCUUAAAGGUUGAAGUGGAAGAAGCCAAUCGAACAAUUAAUCGGCUAGAACAAGAAUUAGAAAGGAUGAAAUUGAAAGUAAAGCUAACUCCCGAUGAGAUAGCCAUCAAAAUAGAUGAAGGAUUUAAAUCACUAAUGGAAGACGAGGAAUGUGUUGAUUCCUUGUUGCGAAAACACCUAACAAAAGAGAUUUGCGAUGAGUUAAAGAAGACCUUCACUCCAGGACCUGUCGAGGCAAACCUACUCGAUUGUUUAAAAUCCGGAUUCGAGCACCAUGCAUCGGCGGUUGGUGUGUAUGCUGCCGAUAUAGCAUCCUAUGAUGUCUAUCGGAGUCUAUUUGAUCCCAUAAUAGUGGAUUACCAUGGACAGUCAGAAAAUGCGAGCGAGGAACGCUUGCAGAAGGACUCGGAUUGGGGUGAUAUAGAUGAAAUCGAAAACCUCGAUCCGGAUCACAAGUACAUUGUUUCAACAAGAAUUCGUAUUGCUCGUAAUUUGGUGGAAUAUCCGUUCUUUCCCAAGUUGACAGAAGGUCAAUUGGUAGAAAUCGAACAAAAGAUUAUUGAAGCAGUUGAGUCCUUGGAUGAGGAACAUGCUGGAGUUUAUUUAUCGUUAAAGGAUAUAGAUGUAGAUACUCAAGCUGAAAUGGUUAAUCGUAGGAUAUUGUUUCGAAAAGGUGAUGAGUUUUUGUCAACGGCUGGUUGCUAUCGUUUUUGGCCAACAGGCCGUGGCAUAUUUCACAAUCCUGCCGAAACAUUUUUAGUUUGGGUUAAUGAGGAGGAUCAUAUGCGAAUUAUAUCAAUGACUCCUAAUGGUGAUAUAGGUGAUGUUUAUCAUCGUAUGGUGAAAGGAUUAAGAGCAUUAGAAGAACGUUUGAAUUUUUCUCAUCACGACCGUUACGGAUUUUUGACAGCUUGUCCUACUAAUUUGGGUACAACUCUACGUGCAUCAGUGCACAUUAAAUUACCAUUGAUGGCAAAAAAUAUGGAAAGAUUGACAAGUUUGAUGGAUCAAUUGAAUUUACAAAUUCGUGGAACAGGUGGUGAACAUACUGAAAUCGAAGAUGGUAUAAUGGAUAUUUCGAAUAAACGUCGGUUGGGACACACCGAAUUUGAAUUGGUUAAAAUGUUGCAUGAUGGUAUAGCAGAACUUAUUAAAGCCGAAGAAGAUGAGGAAUUAAAUGAAUAGAGAAAAUAAAUUUAAAUUUAAAUGUUUUUUGAAA
Molecule: messenger RNA, 1540 nt
Organism: Episyrphus balteatus (marmalade hoverfly)
Lineage: Eukaryota; Metazoa; Arthropoda; Insecta; Diptera; Syrphidae
Product: arginine kinase
Exons: 5
Coding region: 142-1506 (454 amino acids)
Biological process (GO): phosphocreatine biosynthetic process
Molecular function (GO): creatine kinase activity
Source: RefSeq, a predicted model, not a curated record